AUGGGGAUGAGGGCACAUGCGGAGAAGGCCGUUGCGCCCUCGGUGAAUAGCAACAAUGAUGAGAGCAAUAUGCGCACAUGCGACACAUCGGAACAGCAGUCCGGAGAAAAACAUUCAGAGGAGCCAACCUUCGAUACAGGCGUCCUGGCAUGGCUGCAGGUCGUUGGGUCAUUCUUCCUAUUCUUCAACUCAUGGGGUGUGAUCAAUACAUGGGGCGCUUUCCAGGCAUACUAUGAACAAAAUCUUCUCUCCAAUGUUUCGUCAUCGUCCAUUGCCUGGAUUGGAUCUCUGCAGUCGUUUCUUCUGAUGCUCUUUGGAGUAGUGACCGGCCCGUUGUUUGAUGCCGGAUACUUUCGAGCUCUGGUCAUAUUUGGCAGCGUCGUGCUUCCAUUUGGCUUGAUGAUGACCAGUAUCUCUUCGCAAUAUUGGCACUUGAUCCUCUGUCAGGGAAUCUGUAUCGGCCUGGCUGCUGGAUGCCUAUUCGUUCCCUCGGUUGCUAUUCUUCCCCAGUACUUCAAGCGGAAGCGAGGAUUAGCCAACGGACUGGCAGCCUCAGGCAGCAGUAUUGGGGGGGUGGUCUAUCCAAUAAUGUUCAAUAAGCUGCAGGACCAAGUUGGAUUUGCGUGGGCGACUCGCGCACUGGGCUUCGUAGCUUUCGGAACCUGCUGCAUCUCCCUAUCACUCAUGCGCAUGCGAUUUCUGCCUACCGAGAAACGCAAGUUGGUCCAGCUGUCUGCCUUUAAAGAACCAGCGUUCAUGAUGUUCGCCGUUGCCAUGUUUCUGGGCUUCCUGGGCUUCUACAACUUCCUGUUCUACGUGCAGUCCUAUGCCAUCGACACGGGUAUCGUCGAUGCGAACCUGGGGUUCUAUCUGCUCUCCAUGCUUAAUGCUGCAGCCACAGCUACGGCUGUUCUAGCCUUUGCCUGGAUUGGCGUGCACAAUGUGCCCGGCAUCAUUGUUCUUGCCGUCCUGUACGGUCUCUGCUCCGGUGGGUUUGUCUCACUCCCACCGGUAGUCAUGGUCACUUUGACGAAAGAUAUCCGCGACCUGGGUACUCGUCUUGGCAUGGUUUUCGCCACGACCUCGAUUGGUUUGCUGAUUGGAACACCAAUUGGUGGAGCCAUCAUGAGUGAUACCCAUAAAUACCUCGGGGUUCAACUCUUUACCGCUUGCUGCCUCAUCACGGCAGGCGCUAUUUUGGGGGCCCUGCGAUUCUCGCGUACUGGGCCCCGGCUGCUCGUCAGAGCAUGA
Messenger RNA from Aspergillus viridinutans, 1251 nucleotides. RefSeq lists its product as uncharacterized. Gene Ontology annotation, cellular component: fungal-type vacuole membrane. The transcript has 3 exons. Gene Ontology annotation, biological process: transmembrane transport. NCBI's taxonomy places the organism in Eukaryota, Fungi, Ascomycota, Eurotiomycetes, Eurotiales, Aspergillaceae. Gene Ontology annotation, molecular function: transmembrane transporter activity. The coding region runs from base 1 to 1251 and encodes 416 amino acids. The record is from RefSeq and is a predicted model, not a curated record.